CGUGCCUCUCUCGUUGCGACAGUGUCCAUAAUCUCCAGUCGUCUCUCUUUUCUCUCUCUCCUAAUAUAUCCCCCGCGAUCCCAGCACCAUACGCGCCAGGAUGAGCAGCGCUUGCUACUUCCCCGACGGUACCAAUACCAAUGCCGCCUUUGUACCAUGCAACCAAACCGCCAUAGAAGAAGGUAAACAUACCUCGUGCUGCGCGCCCGGCGACAUGUGCUUCACAAACGGCAUCUGCAAAGCCAAUAACUCGAACCAGCUGAACUGGAACUGGCGGGAUGCUUGUACGGAUCCAACAUGGAAGGAUCCUGCGUGUCCAAACUACUGUAAAGGAACGGAUCCAGGCGGCGCACACGUCAUCUUCCAAUGCCAGGAAGAAGAUCUCUGGUGUUGUGCCUUCGACAACCCACCCGUUGGCCACUACAACUUCACCUGCUGCACAGUGGACCAAUAUGCGUUUCGAGCCGGCAAAGCCGUAUUCUACACAACGGCGCAGCUGAAUCUUGGUAUCGAAACCUUGAGCAGCAUUGCCUCCGCCUCGUCCUUCUCGACAGCCACCCUUGUCGUAGCAUCAACAACAAGCGUUGCAUCACAAUCAAUCGCUUCGUCCACAGCACGGCAGAUCCAGGGCCCGUUUACUCCGAGCGUUCCGAGCGCUACAGCAGCUCCGGCCUCUCAAUCCCAUUCUUUGGCGAUCGGCCUCGGCGUAGGGAUACCUGUUGCGAUUCUCCUCUUCGCGGUCGCGUGCUUCUUCUUUUGGCGCUUAGGCAAACGCGCUCAAGCCAAGGAGGAGCUUCCUAUAAAGGAGGUCAUAUCUGAGGCAUACUCGAUGCCGGCGCAUUCAAUGACACAGCAGGAAGUAGCGCGGCUGGAAAUCGAUGGCGACAUGUUAAAAGCCGAGAUGGCGCAUCCGCGCUCGCCCGUAGAGCUUGAAGGGCCCCGAUGGGCGCCCCGUCCGCCGUCGAAGAGGGGCGCGGGGCAUGAUAACUUUUUUUGAGGUGAACGCAAGCAUGCUUUUCCUCUUGCAGCCAGCUCUCUUUCUCUUCUAGUAGCAUCAAGCAUUUGAUAAGGCGUUGUGCUGUGCCAGAAGGCAUGCGGCGAGAAUUAUGUAAAUAUACAACAUUCAUAGUAAUCAAAACACAGAGAGCGCCUCUCUACACAAUCGGCACGCUCAAACUCCAAUCAAACUGAC
This is a messenger RNA of Mytilinidion resinicola, 1192 nucleotides long. RefSeq lists its product as uncharacterized. NCBI's taxonomy places the organism in Eukaryota, Fungi, Ascomycota, Dothideomycetes, Mytilinidiales, Mytilinidiaceae. The transcript has 2 exons. The record is from RefSeq and is a predicted model, not a curated record. The coding region runs from base 101 to 997 and encodes 298 amino acids.